Molecule: messenger RNA, 2706 nt
Organism: Penicillium daleae
Lineage: Eukaryota; Fungi; Ascomycota; Eurotiomycetes; Eurotiales; Aspergillaceae
Product: threonine/serine exporter family protein
Exons: 1
Coding region: 1-2706 (901 amino acids)
Biological process (GO): transmembrane transport
Molecular function (GO): transmembrane transporter activity
Source: RefSeq, a predicted model, not a curated record
AUGGCGGGGGGAUACUUCGACCUCCCCGUCUCCCGCCGGUCCUGUACUUCUGAUGCCUUGGGAACAUCCAUCAAAACAUCUUCAGGCUCGCGGACAUCCUCUUUACCCGCGUAUACCGAAGCUGUUAAUCCUGCAGGCCCGCAGUCUUCGCCAGAAAGAUCCAAUGACGUGGGCGCUCAGGGCAGGCAUCAGAAUGCCGGCAUUCUACCCAGCACCAAUUGCGUCAAUUUUAUCGUGGUCGAUCCCGAGCCGAAGGAGUCCACUGGUAGUGAAGCUACAGUCGAAUACCGACUGGACUGUAGGGGGAGCUCACAGCUCCCUCAAAGACCCGCCCCCACUGCCAACAUUCCAUUCAUCCAGGAAAAGGGAGCCGUGGACGCUCAGCGGGAACCCUCAAUAGAAGAUAAGCAACCAGGCGUGUCAGCCUAUGUCACCGACCUGACGACCAAUGGGAAGACCAGCUCUUUGCUUGUAGGGGACAAUGAGAUCAGUCGCGGGGCCAAAGGAGGUACGACUGACAAGGGGCGAACAAUAUGCUAUGCCCGCCAAAGGGCCCGACGACUGGCAUCCCUUCUGAGUCGACGCCAAAAAUCUCCGAAGCCAAGUCCUCAAACCAACUUGAGCACAUCAAUUGCUUCCACUUCCAUCCCCAACGAGACUGUGUUCUCUUUAGAGGAGGGCAAUGGAAUUUCUUUGAUCAGCAUCUCCGAGAAACAACAACUGUUUGGCGACUUCGCUGCAGCGACUAUCACGUUAACCGAUGAAGAGGAAGCGGGCGAGCUAGACGGGCGAUCUACAACGCACACUGCAGAAGCCCAGUACAUCGUGCGCCAAAUGUCCCGACGAGAUUUUUCCUCUUUUAUUACCGGCGUUCGAGCCCCCUCGCCCGGCCCGCUAUCUGGCCAGGUUACUCCGUCCGAAGGCCGGCACUCGGAGAGCUCCCUCGAGCGGCCCAAGCACUAUAGGAACGGUAUCCUAUCUUCGAUUCUGAAACUAUACGACCAGCAGGGUGCCGCGUAUAACAAUCACAACCACGGCCACUCCCCAUACGGGCGGGGCCAGUAUGGACAUUCCCGGCAGGGCAGCGUCUCCGACGAAUAUAGCGGAUGCGACUAUUCCCCAGACCCUGUCUGGAAACCAUCCCGGCCCAGAAAGUGGUACGAGAAGUCGCCCAGCCAAUCCAGCACUUCCCUCACAGGUUCGCUCAAAAAUGCCUCUCCGAUUAAUAUGCUGAGGCGCUCCCGCAGUAGCGGUGCCGUUACGGGAGCGUCUGGGACACGUCGAUGGGCGAAACCAAAAUUGGAACACGAUAUUCGUAUCACUGUGCAUAUUGAAGAGCUUCUCUCUCGACAAAGUUAUCUCAUCAGACUCUGUCGAGCGUUGAUGAAGUAUGGCGCUCCCACGCACCGCUUGGAGGAAUACAUGCGGAUGACAGCGCGUGUUUUGGAAAUUGACGGUCAAUUCUUGUACAUCCCAGGUUGUAUGAUUAUCUCGUUUGACGAUGCCUCCACGCAUACGACGGAGGUGAAAGUUGUUCGAUCAGACCAAGGCAUUGAUCUUGGUAAACUGGCUGAUGUACACGAGAUCUACAAGGAGGUGAUACACGAUGUGAUUGGUGUGGAGGAAGCCAUCCAGCGACUCGACGAGACCAUGAAGAGACACAACAAGUUUCACAUUCUCUUCCUGAUCUUCGCACAUGGGUGCGCGAGUGCAUCGGUCGGCCCUUUUGCCUUUAAUGCCCGACCAAUCGACAUGCCUAUCGCCUUCCUAUUAGGAUGUCUCUUGGGCGUGCUCCAGCUCAUCUUUUAUCCAAAAUCGAGCCUCUACUCCAACGUCUUCGAGAUCUCGGCAGCUGUACUCACAUCCUUUCUCGCACGCGCUUUCGGAAGCAUACGAUAUCAAGGCGAGCCGCUUUUCUGCUUCUCCGCUCUCGCCCAGGCCGCCAUCGCCCUCAUCUUGCCAGGGUACACCGUCCUCUGCGCCAGUCUCGAGCUCCAAUCCCGCAGCAUCGUCGCCGGAUCUGUACGCAUGGUCUACGCCAUCAUCUACUCACUUUUCCUCGGGUUCGGAAUCACCAUCGGCACCGCUGUCUAUGGACUACUCGACUCCCAAGCAACGACGGCAUAUACAUGCCCCGCCAGUCCAAUCAACAACGAAUACCUUCAGCGCUUCCCCUUCGUACUCCUCUUCACGGCAUGCCUCGCCAUCGUCAACCACGCAAAGUGGAAACAGAUCCCAGUGAUGAUGGUCAUCUCUCUAGCCGGAUACGUCGUCAGCUACUUCAGUUCCAAGCGCUUCUACUCAAAUACGCAAGUUUCAAACGCCCUGGGCGCGUUCGUCAUCGGCGUCAUGGGCAACGUGUACAGUCGAGUCCGUCAUGGUCUCGCAGCUGCUGCCAUGCUACCAGCGAUAUUUGUGCUGGUGCCCUCCGGCCUCGCUGCAAGUGGAUCCCUGAUUUCGGGAAUCACCUCUGCAGAGGAGAUGACCCGGUCGCCCUAUGCCGUUGUCGCUAACGGCACACAGGGCUUCGUGGACGCGGCGAAGAACCUGUCUGCGGCUGAAGCGAGGAAUCAGAGCUAUGGUGUUGUAUUCGAUAUCGGGUACGGCAUGGUUCAGGUGGCUAUUGGUACGACCGUGGGCCUUUUUCUUGCUGCUCUUGUGGUAUACCCGUUGGGUAAGAAGCGGAGUGGGUUGUUCAGUUUCUAG